This is a messenger RNA of Akanthomyces muscarius, 1779 nucleotides long. RefSeq lists its product as uncharacterized. NCBI's taxonomy places the organism in Eukaryota, Fungi, Ascomycota, Sordariomycetes, Hypocreales, Cordycipitaceae. The record is from RefSeq and is a predicted model, not a curated record. The transcript has a single exon. Bases 1 to 1779 code for a protein of 592 amino acids.
AUGGCUCCCGCCGAGCACAGCUCCUUUGCGGCAUACGUCGACGAUGCCAACGAGGACACUGGCAGCUCCAUCGAGGGCACUCGCAUUUAUGCCGUUGCCGACGAAAUGCCUCCGCACAAGAACCGUCCCAACGUCGGCAGCAGGCUCAUGACCGACCAUUCAGGCAACCCUCGCUCCAAGCGCGCUAGCUUGACCGAGUCCGACUCAACCCGCUCCUCCAACAAGAGCUCCGACAAGCACCGCGAAAGGACUCGCCCUGCCGAUUCUCGCAGGUCCUCCCAACAGUACGACAGUGAUCGCGAGCGCGAGCAUCAGCGCGCCCGCCAGGAGAGAAAGGCUCGCGAGUCUGAAGGUCGCCGCUCCCACGGCCACUCGCCCAAGGAGUCCUCGAAGAAGACGAGGCCUACCAUACAGCAUGGCCCUCCUCACCCUAUGCCGCGAGGUGUGUCUGAUGAAUACCCGCGCUACGCCUAUCAGCAGCCUGCCGCGCCCUUUGCCCGCCCUCGCCCGGCCUCGAGGUCUGCUACAUACUACGAUGGACAGCCAUUCCCUCCUCCGCCAGCAGGCAUGGCCUGGCAUCCUCCUCCUCCUUUUCCUCCCGGCCACUUCCCACCUGGUCCUCCCGGUCAUCCCAGGCAUUUCCCGCCCAUGCAUGACAUGUCUCCGCGAGGUAUGCCUCCGCCCUCGCCCAUGGGCAUGGCGCCGCCAGGCUACUUUCCCGGUCCGCCUCACCCCGGUUACAGUGACCAUCUCAAGGCCAGGUUCGAGUCAAGGCCCCCAUCCGCCAUGGGCGCCUUGGGUGGCCCCGAGCGUUUUCCUCCAGGCUACAGCCCAGAUGAAUAUGGUGAUGAGUCGGCACCCAAUGUGAAGCGCCGUCCUUCACACCCCUCCAGAGGUGAAAGUGAUCGCAGGAUGAUGCCGCCUCCUGAUCGCGUCCCCCAGCGGACCAUGUCGGCCGCCCCUCAGCAUAGCGGCCCCUAUCGUCCGCCGCCUGGUCGCCCCCAAAUAAGCCAGCAUCCUCGACGGCCAUCCGUCAACAGGCACUCGGCCUGCUUUGCUGAUGAAUAUGACGACGAAGAGUAUGAUCCUAGCCACGGGCGCUUCCAAGACCUAUCCCCAGAGCCAUCCUAUCGCCAGAGACGCUACGUGGACCCGGCACGGUCGAGGCGUGGCUCCCAGGCAUACGAAAGCGUCGACAUCAUCCCAGCCAGCCGGCGUGCUCGUAGGGCCUCCGCCUACGGUGCGCCGCCUCGCGCCGCCGCCGCCAAGUACGAAGCCCAGUACGCAGCUUCCAAGAUGAUGGAUGCUCAAAAGUAUCAGGAUGCUGUCACUGGUGGACCCAAGAUGCCACUCACCGCCGAGAUGCUGCAGAAGGCAACUCGAGGCAACCCUGGCAGCCAGUCCACUCGCAGCAGCGGCAGCCGUGAUGAUAGUGAGUAUCGUCGCAGCUACACCACGGGCAUCACCCGCUCAUCUUCUGGCAAUGGCACGCAAGACGUCACCAUCAAAGUUGGCGACGCCGAAUUCAAAGUCCAGAGCGGAACAGAAUUCACUUUCACCUCUAAAGGUGGUCAGCAGCAGAUUCGAUCUAGCAGUGACAAGUCUAGCACCGUCUAUCAGCUAGAGGACGGUCGUGAUCAUGAGCGGGAGCUCCCGCGCAUGACUCUGCCACAUCGAAUCCGUGCACCAAGCCAGUCGGGACAACGGCCGCGUGGAUACACGUCCGGAACAUAUUCGCCUUAUGAGCACAUGUACGCCGAAGGAGGCAACUACAUUUAA